AAGGUCACCGAUUAGCAACCAAUAUAAACAAGAUGGCUGAUGCUGAACAGAAGGAAAACGCGGAUUCUUUAAUAGCUGAUAUACAGAAGAGAAUAACAGAUGCAUUUGAAAUUUUUGACAAUGAAAGCAAUCAAACAGUUGAUGUCAGAGAAAUAAGUACCAUCAUUAGAUCUUUAGGUUGUGUUCCAAGUGAAGCAGAAUUACAAGACAUUUUGGCAGAGAUAGAAGAGGAGGAACCUACAGGAUACAUACGAUUUGAAAAGUUUUUACCAAUGAUGACAAAAACAUUAAUGGAAAGAAAAUAUAAACCACAACCUGAAGAUAUGAUAUUAAAAGCAUUCCAUGUGUUAGAUCAGGAGGGAAAAGGCUUUCUGUUGGCAGAAGAGCUUACGAAAUACAUGAUGGAAGAAGGUGAACCCUUCACGCAAGAAGAAAUGGAUGAGAUGUUAUCAGCCGCUGUUGAUCCAGAUAAAGGGACAGUACUCUAUAAAGACUAUGCUUCACAAAUGACCAUUGAUGAACUGUGAUAUUUAUUUUCUUAGUUACGUUUUUUUAAUAAAAUUGUAUGUUUUA
Messenger RNA from Mytilus californianus (California mussel), 573 nucleotides. RefSeq names its product dynein regulatory complex protein 8-like. The transcript has 6 exons. NCBI's taxonomy places the organism in Eukaryota, Metazoa, Mollusca, Bivalvia, Mytilida, Mytilidae. The record is from RefSeq and is a predicted model, not a curated record. Bases 33 to 527 code for a protein of 164 amino acids. Gene Ontology annotation, molecular function: calcium ion binding.